Molecule: messenger RNA, 663 nt
Organism: Neoarius graeffei (lesser salmon catfish)
Lineage: Eukaryota; Metazoa; Chordata; Actinopteri; Siluriformes; Ariidae
Product: ladderlectin-like
Exons: 9
Coding region: 1-663 (220 amino acids)
Molecular function (GO): signaling receptor activity
Source: RefSeq, a predicted model, not a curated record
AUGGCCGGGUCAUGGGUGAAGCUGGGGCUAGACCCAGCUGACUUCAGUUGCACUGAUCACCAUCACCAUCAUCAUGAAGGUUUGGAUUGUGUGUGUGCUGCCUUUACACUGAGGACUGCUGCAGCUGCAGCAAAUGAGACUCAGCCUGAGCAGAAUCAGAAACUUCCAGAGGAAACUACUGAGCUGGUUGUUGAUAAGUUGGUUGAUGCAGAUAAGGAGGAAGCGCUCAGACAACUACUUGCUGCUGAAGAUAAGUCAGGCUACUGUCGUCCUGGCUGGUUUAGACAUGGAACACGCUGCUUUCUGUUUGUGAGGUCAACUCAGUCCUGGAACAACGCUGAGACACAGUGUGUAGCUGAACAGGCAAGUUUGGCAUCUGUACACAACCUGGAUGAACAUAGCUUCCUGCAGAAUUUGCUUCGAGUCACGGGCAUAUCAUACACUUGGCUUGGUGCCUACAACCUCCAGUAUGUAAUACAUGUGAUUUUGUAUGGAACAUGGCGCUGGAUUGACAGAACUUGGUUCUCCUACAGUAACUGGUACUCACUAAGCAGUGUAUCCAGCUACCCGUGUGUUAUCAUGAGGAACAAUGUUGGCUGGUCUAACACUAACUGUGCAAAUAGAUAUCCAUUCUUCUGUUCUACUGACCCAAGCAAAUGCUAA